Aspergillus melleus is the source of this 552-nucleotide messenger RNA. RefSeq lists its product as uncharacterized. Lineage: Eukaryota; Fungi; Ascomycota; Eurotiomycetes; Eurotiales; Aspergillaceae. The transcript has a single exon. Bases 1 to 552 code for a protein of 183 amino acids. The record is from RefSeq and is a predicted model, not a curated record.
AUGAGAAGAUAUCCGCCCGUUUUCCAUCCCUACGAGAACGGCCAAUUCGAAUCAAGCCGAGGAACCUCCUCCUCCCACGCAAUCGAAGCCCUCUUCGAAUUCUCCAUCCGCGAAUCCGACUACCGCAAUGCCCGAGACUACUGGCACGCAUGCAUGGGCCUCGUCCAAGCCGGACGCUAUCGCCUCUACUGGCCACCAGACUCCCCCGGCCACACCAGGAACGAGAUCGUCUCCGUCAAAAUCAGCGGCAGAACCCCAGCCGGAGCACGUACCCGGGUCGCGAUCGACACCGUGAUGGAGAAACUGCGGUACUAUGUCCUGGGUGAAGAUGCCCUUCAGACAUCGCGACGAAAUCGAGCGGAGGAGGGCAGGGACCAGAGACGUCGCCAGGAUAGAUAUCGGCAGGGGUAUUCGCCGUCGUCAGGGCCUUAUGAGUCGCCCAGGGGGUCGUAUCAGGGUUCGCCGCAUGCGCAUCCGGGGCCGCCGGGGUGGCAAAGAGGAUCUCAUCGAUCGGGGGGGUCUGGGGGAUCGCGUGGGCAUUCUCAGUGGUGA